AUGUCCGAAGAGAACCCCUCGCGAGAAGAUGACCAACAACAAGAUUCUUACCUCGGGUGCCUCCCAGAUGGCGUAAAUUUGGGAUUCGAUGUUGCCGCCUUCCCCCCUUCUUACUCGAACUCCCCUGCGCCUUUCGACCCAACCAGCAGCUCCGACCCCACCACCUCCUCGGUCGCCCCCACCGGAGCUGCCUUCUCCCAAGCCCUCUCCCGCUCCCGACGUCGCCCCUCUGGCCAGCAUUCGCCUUUAUCGACCCCUCCCAGAGUUUCUGGGGAAGCAGAGCGCAAAACAGCCUUCUCCGAAGCCUCCUUGCUCUACGCUAGAUGGCAUACCUCGUGGUCUAAACCCCAAGAAUUAGACCGAGUCAUGAUCAGUGCUGUCUCGAACUGCAUGACAGAGCCUACCGAGGAAGAGUUCUUCUUCAAGUGGGAUGAGGCGAACAGGAAGGUUGAGAGCGCGACUGAGCUUAUCUCAAAGCUUCCCCCACCUUCCACCACGGAACCAGAGGGCGGGUUCUUCUGA
Molecule: messenger RNA, 522 nt
Organism: Cryptococcus wingfieldii CBS 7118
Lineage: Eukaryota; Fungi; Basidiomycota; Tremellomycetes; Tremellales; Cryptococcaceae
Exons: 2
Coding region: 1-522 (173 amino acids)
Source: RefSeq, a predicted model, not a curated record